UCUUCCCUACACUCCUCUGACUGCAACAGAUAAAUGACUUUGGCACAUUAUAAAACAUUUAAGCCACUAUGAACACAGAGCAGCUCGUUGAAACGCACCGUAGUACGGAUAACUACCAGGUUUCUACGCCCGAAGGCAACGACUUGAAGAAAGGAGCUCUGAAAAGAACUCCAUUCUCAAAGUUUAAGAGAGUACACUCCAACUUCAAAUCGCCUCUUCAAGUAACUGAGAGUGCUAAAGUUAGCCCUGCAGAGGAGGUGGCAGAGCUAAAGAGAAGAAAAGAGCAGCUGGACGCUGAGAUAGCACAGCUGGAGGCUGAGGGAUACAGAGUGGAGGAGCUGGAGCAUCAUAUUGAUAUGCUGCAUGAAUACAAUGACAUCAAAGACAUUGGACAGUCACUACUUGGGCGCUUAGCUGCUCUGAGGGGGACCACCACUCGGGAUCUUUACAGCCACUUUGGUCUGGAGCUCGAUGACUGAAAAUAAAACUGGGCUGGAGAAAAUAUAUGCAAAUACAGCGGUGAGAAUGGGUUUACAGACUGGGAGAAGAGGAACAAGGAGUGGGGGCGAAAAGGUCAAAUCAUUACCUUUGAGUUGUGACACAAAACUAUGAUGUAGAAAAAGCUUUUACUUACCUUAGUUGUUGAGUUAAACACUACUGUGACUCUAUAAAGGUAAUAAAGGUUUGUUUUGACAUUUGAGCUUAUUUAAAUCGACUGGGAAAGCAUAUGCAAACUUAGUUUGUAGGAAAAGAGGGGAUGCUAAGAGGGAAUUGUAAAAUAUGUGCAUAUGUCUUUAUAACAUUGCUUUCUGAAAAUGAUAUUUAAUAAAUAAUGCA
Cheilinus undulatus (humphead wrasse) is the source of this 837-nucleotide messenger RNA. It is a transcript of the gene swi5, whose product is annotated as SWI5 homologous recombination repair protein. Gene Ontology annotation, cellular component: Swi5-Swi2 complex; Swi5-Sfr1 complex. Lineage: Eukaryota; Metazoa; Chordata; Actinopteri; Labriformes; Labridae. Gene Ontology annotation, biological process: double-strand break repair via homologous recombination. The record is from RefSeq and is a predicted model, not a curated record. Bases 69 to 479 code for a protein of 136 amino acids. The transcript has 5 exons.